AUUCCUUUAAAGGCGUAUUUAAAGCCCUGGCUUCAGUUGCACGAGUAGCGGAGAACCUAUGCAACAAAAGCUGCAGCAGAGCCGAGAGACUGUCCGACCGCUGAGCGGACAAAAACACGGAGCAAGCGACUGACACAACCCGGCGAGGUACGACUGCAGGGCUUAAAAUUGUAGUCUGGACCAAAACGUCCACGUCUCAAUUAAUGAAGCUUUUAAGGCCUUUUGACUGAUCAGCCAAUCGAUGGGGAUUUUCAGAGGAGCUCCGCCCACCUUUGCUGCCUGCCCUCCUCCUCCUCCUCCCCAUUCCUCCCACGGACUCUUCUUUGCCCCCACCCACUCCAUCAUCCAGACCUCCAUCCAGCCCUCAAUCCAGCCCUCUAUACACAAAAUGACUCUGAAACUUACUGAAUGGUCUUCUAUAUGGAUUUUUACAGCUUGUAAUAGACAGUAAGAAAAAGAGGGAGAAACCUCAAUGACAAAAAAGCCAUAAACACACACACACACACACACACACACACACACACACACACACACACAUACACUCUUACACAUACAGUACACACACAAACACACCUGACACACACAGAAAGAAGCACUUUUUCUUGGAAUGUACCGCACAGUCUUCCUGUGAAAAUUCAACUGCUUCCUUAAUUUCUCUGGAUUUUCUACAAGCCUUUGGAAAGCUGAUUUUCUUUUUUAACUCUGGGGCAAAACAAAAAGCCGAAAGGGGGAUCAACACAUAUUGAAUUGUUAGCUGCAGUGUUUUGGGAGGACAACUUGUUCAGAGGGACAACUGAUUGCUGAGUUUUUGGUUUUGUUUUCUUUGCAUUAACAUGCCAGAUCAUAAAUAAUAGAUCUGUUUUUCCUUUGUUUAUUUAUUGACACUAUCCGUCACAGGUUUUUUUUUCUUCGUUUUUAUUCUAGUGGUAUUAGCACUGCAUACAUUUUAAAGCAGUAAUAGAUUAUACUACUAUAUCAUCAGCCAGUUAGUACCACGGGCUGCAAUUUGUUGCUUGUAAAGAUUGUAAUUAAGUCACUACUAUUUUUAUAGAAACUACAUGUAACUUGAUACCUAGUUUAAGGAAGCAGGGACGUAGUAUUGUCUUUUUCCUUUGGUAGCUACAGGUAAUUGUUUUCCGAUUUGUCAGCUUGUUAGAGGGGGAGGGGCAUUGUUUUUUUUUUCAUUGCAUGCAUGCCCUCCACCAUGCCUCCCCAGAACACAGAGGCCGAUGCUAUGCAGGUCGGAUCUCUGGUGGGCGGGGUUAAUGGCAAAAACUCUGCAGCAUCAGGCUUGGGCGAGGAGAAAGGAGGAGCAGGAGGCGAGGCGCAUGGAUCAAGGGGCAGCAGAGGUCGAGGAGGGGAGGAGUCAGUGAGCGAGGGAUCGGUGGAAGGCAUACCCUUGAAGAGAUGGGUGAUGCAUGGGGCCGUGAUGUUCGGCCGGGAGUUCUGCUACGCCAUGGAGACGGCGCUGGUUACACCUGUACUGCUGCAAAUAGGUCUUCCAGAGCAGUACUACAGUCUGACGUGGUUCCUCAGUCCGGUCCUCGGCCUCAUGUUCACUCCUCUGAUCGGCUCGGCCAGCGAUCGCUGCACUCUGCGAUGGGGCAGGAGGAGGCCGUUUAUCCUGGCUCUCUGUAUAGGGACUCUGUUAGGAGUGGCAUUGUUUCUGAAUGGAUCGCUGAUAGGUUUGGCCAUGGGUGAUGAGCAGGGGAGACAACCAAUAGGAAUUGUUCUUACUGUGCUGGGGGUGGUGGUGUUGGACUUUUCUGCGGACGCAACAGAGGGACCAAUCAGAGCGUACCUGCUAGACGUGGCAGACACGGAGGAACAAGACAUGGCCCUUAACAUCCAUGCUGCCUCAGCAGGUCUUGGUGGUGCGGUCGGCUACGCCCUCGGAGGUUUAGACUGGACGCACACCUUCCUUGGAGCAAUCUUCAAGUCCCAGGAGCAAAUCCUGUUCUUCUUCGCUGCCAUCCUCUUCUCCAUCUCUGUCGUUUUACAUCUCUUCAGCAUCGAGGAGCAGCAGUACUCGCCCCAACAUGACAGGCUGGAGCAGGAGACUCCAGAUCGCACCAAACUGCAACCAUCGACCAAUGGCAGGACUGGACUUCCCGCCCCCAAGCUGGAAUUGAUUGGAGAGGAUGAAACGAUGGACAGCUAUGACCUCUAUGACCCCUGUGGAGACAACCUCUCAGAGCGUGGAGAUAUGGACAUGGACUUCCUAGAGAUGGAGCUUGUGAGAAGUAAAAGUGACAGUGUUCUAGCCAUGGCAGACGCCACUCUCGACCACCUGGACCACGAAGCGUUGUUCCUGUGCCACAUAGAGCCGUCCAUCUUCGCUGACCGCCUCUCGCCCUAUCACGGCUCGCCUCCUACAAGUGGUAACUUCUUCAAUGCCAAUCGCAGCACUCCGCCACCGCGGUUUGGCAACAUCAGACGCAGCAGCAGUGCAGGAAGUCAAGACCUGCUCCAAACCAACAAACACCAAACACACGCUACCACCCCGAGGAUUUCCCGCCUCUCUGCUUUCCUACAGGAAAUGGAAAAUGACGAAGGUGAGGAGGCGUUACUGAACAACCAACUCAAUGAGCAGCGGACACUUAACGGGCGGCUGUUAGCCAGUGUAACUAAUCCUGAUGGGGAUGGCACUAACAUGCUGAGCUCUAAAGGACAGGCACAUCGCGCUGGGAUGGUCAAAGCUUCCAGUACUGGAGCCCCCAUGCGGCAGUCACGUCACCGCCAUGUCUUCUACCGCCAGCCGUCCUAUACCUUCUCCUACUACGGUCGAGUGGGGAGCCACCGCUACCGCUAUCGCCGGGCCAAUGCCGCUUAUCUCAUCAAGCCAUCUCGCAGCAUGAACGACCUGUACGAAGUGGAGGCCAGACACAGGAGGAGUCACAGGCAGAGAAACAGACACCGCAGUGGAAACACCAACUCCUCCAGCGGGGAUACAGAGAGCGAAGAAGGAGAGGUUGAGACCACUGUGCGGCUGCUGUGGCUCUCCAUGCUGAAGAUGCCUCCGGAGCUGCUUCGCCUGUGCGCCUGUCACCUGCUCACCUGGUUCUCCAUUAUUGCAGAGGCCGUCUUCUUCACUGACUUCAUGGGACAAGUCAUCUACCAUGGAGACCCUACUGCUCCUGUUAACUCUACUUUAUUGGAGGAUUAUCACAAAGGAGUUCAGAUGGGAUGUUGGGGACUAGUUAUAUAUGCCAUGACUGCUGCCACAUGCUCAGCUAUCCUUCAAAAGUACCUUGACAAUUUUGACCUCAGCAUUAAGGUCAUCUACAUCUUGGGAACGCUUGCAUUUGCCAUAGGAACUGCUGUUAUGGCAAUCUUUCCUAAUGUGUAUGUUUCCAUGGUGAUGAUCAGCAGCAUGGGCAUCAUCUCCAUGAGUAUCUCCUACUGUCCUUAUGCUCUGCUGGGACAGUAUCACGAAAUGAAAGAGUACAUCAGGCACAGUCCUGGUAACUCCCGGAGAGGCUUUGGCAUAGAUUGUGCUAUCUUAUCCUGCCAGGUGUACAUCAGUCAGAUCUUGGUGGCCUCAGCUCUGGGUGCUGUCGUGGAGGCUGUUGGCAGCGUCCGUGUCAUUCCCAUGGUGGCUUCUGGGGGCUCCUUCCUCGGAUUCUUGACCGCCCUCUUCCUGGUCAUUUACCCGACUCCUAACGGGGAUGGGGAAUCAGCCAAAGCUUCAAAACGGUCCUUGACAAAGCUGGAGAAUCCCAACACCGAUGAAGUGGCUGUUACAGUGGUGACAGAAAAACCCAGCUUCCUGAAACUCAACAAGAAGGGCCAGCCAACCACCACCAUCUCUUCCUGUCACACAGAGAAUGAGUCUGCUCUGUGAUUGGUUGACUUGAGUCGACAGACUUGUUGCUGCAGAACCAACUAACUUCACUUUUGAAACGUUCGCUGAUGGAAAGAUAUACGGAUAUCACUGUCCUCGUCGUGCUGGAGUUUACAGACACAAAGAAGAGAGAGGAAGGCGGUUGGUGUGCGCUUGAUCUACUUUACGUGUCUGUUCUUGCUUUGACAGGCUUUUUCUGAUUCGGUGUGUAUUGAUUUGCUGAAGAAAACAACUUAAUCUGACGUGGGACCAGUGUCACACCAGACCAUCUUACCCUACAAAAAAAGCAUUCAGGUCCCAGUGCUGUUUUCAGCCAUCAUAGAAAUUCCUUCCACAUAGCCCCCACAGACAUUUGACUGAUCCAUCUGGGUCGUCCAGAAGUGAGUAAUCCAUUGGUCAAAGUUUAACGGAGAGGUUGUCUCUGUCUCUCAGGGCCUCAAGGAGGUGCUACUGAGCAGCCACCUGGACAGGAAACUUCAGGGGACUAGCGCAUGCACACACACACACACCCACACACACACACACACACACACACACACACACCCCCCUCUUCAUCUGGGGUAACGCAAUCGAAUGAAUACAUGAAUAAUCAACAUUGUUGACGAACAUUAGUCCUCGAAGCUGCAAUCAUUCAAAAAUGCUGAAAAUUGUUUUUCCUCGCUGUAGAAUCGGCUUGAAUCUUUGCUAAGAUGAUGCAAACGAGAUCGAUGAGAGUGUGUGUGUCUGCUGACGUUUCACCAAAAUAAACCCAAUCACAUACUCAGAUUUUGGUGGAAUUUUACAGCACUCUGCGACAGUAGCUUUAAGACUUCAAGACUUUUGGAAGUGUCAUUUUCUGAAACUAAGAGCCCAAAGCCUGGUUCCUGGGGAAAAAAUUAUUGAUCUUAAGUCCCCAGAUGGAUUGCAAGUGAGUAUUUUUUAUUUUGUUUUGUCCUCCUCCCAAUGGCAGAAGUGCUGAAGUCUUUAAUUUAGCCUCUGCUCCAGGGCAACGUUGACAAUAGGCUCUGCUCAGGAGUUGCCUGUAUAUUGAGGGUCAAGAAUACAGAUGUGUAUUGAGGGAAAUUCCAGGAAAUAAUAAGCGCAGAUGCAAUAUGUGCAGUAUACAGGGCAUUACAAUCCCAAAUAUUAUUUUCAUGAUUUAUUGAGGGCCCAGAAUGAUGCCUAUGUUUGUUUUAAAUAAUCUAGGCUAACCUACAUGCUGCAUGUUGGAGGAGCAGAGAAGAGACAAACCAAACACUAGAGAAGAAGAGGAUAGAGAUGUGGAGUUUUCUCUUCCUCUACCCUCUUGCUUAUUUUUUAUAUUUUAUUUUUUAGAAUAUGCUGUUAGUACAAUGUUAGUCACUAACUGUACAUUAGCUGAGCCAUUGUUUUAAAUAGUGUUAAAUAGCAUUAAGUUUGAAAAGCCUUGCUUUUAAAAUCCUCUUCGGGAGUUGGAUUCAUGCGUCUUAGGUCACCAGCAGGACGGGGAUUCCAGUGGAUCCAGUAACUCUACCAGUAAUCGUCAAGAGUCUGGAAUGGGACACAGGAGUAUUAGAGUGGAUGCUAGAUAUAAUGAAAGAAAAAUAUAUAAUAUAAGAGAGGCAAAAUAAAUUCUUCUUGACUAGUAGCCUAUAGUUUAGGCUUGUUGCUUGAGUCUUAGUGGAGGAUUUACGCUCCUGGUUUAAGUAUCUUGGUUCCACUGUACUGGGCCAAAUAUAAGUAUAAUAUAGUAUUUUAGAUGCUCAUUACAUCUGUGUGUUGUACGCUGAAUUGACAUAGAAGAAGAUACAGGGAUAAAAGAAGGGCUGGGGAAAUGUUUUCACUCUAAAAAAAGUUAUAAAAAUAUUCGGCAGAUAGACAUGAGAGUGAUAUUGACCUUUUCAUCUCCGUAUUUCCAAAAAUGCCACACUGUUCUUUUAAAUGUUUGAACUAAAGCAUAGUUUGAAUUGUUACAAAUUUGCAAAAUGCAUGUCUUAACUUGAUCCAAAAAAGAGAAUGGUGGCAGAUUUUACACUUUCCGAGAGUCCUUGCAGACAGAUUUAUUGAGUUAAUUGAAAUUGCCGGUCUUGAAAACUACAACUUUACUGGUCGUCGACUUGUGAAAAAUCCAACUUUGCCUCCUAAAUAAACAACAAAAUAUCAAGAAUAAUUUACUAAAUUACAGAAAAAGCCAGCGAGCUGACCAGAAUAUAUUAAUUAUUGAACCGAACAGCUUCAGUUAGUUUAAUUAAAGUGUUGUGAGCGAUGGGUGAUGCUCCAUGCUGCCUCUGCUGUUUCAUAAGGGCAAGCGGCAGCAAGUGUGACGGUGGAUGAGGAAGUAAAAUUGUUGACUUUAGCUUUACUUUAACCCGGUUUAACAUUUAUACACAGUGACGAGACAAAUGGGCUCAUCACAAAUAUAUUUCAUUAAAACACAUGCAAGUUCUACAAAUUAAAGCUAAACUUUUAUUAAUACUGCAUCUUGGAAUGUUUCAAUAGCUGACAAUGCUUGACGUUUGAAAAAAAAAAAAACUUGUACUGUAGUAAGAAAGAAAUAUUGAAGAUGUUUUUGUGUCUUUUGUUUUCUGACAAAUCAGAUCUUUGUUGCAAUAAUGGCCUCUGUUAAUCAGCUGGGGGAGAGGAAUGUGUGUGAUGGUUGUGCAGGCUUGUUUGUGGUGGUGAAAUCUGGGUGUUUUUUCCCCUGCAUCUGUCAGGUGAAAGGCUGUGGAUUUGGGUCAGUUUUCCUUUCAGCUCAAUCAGCUGAAACAAGCAAAUUGAAGGAAUCAAAAUGUAAAUUGCAUUGACUUAAUUUACUGAUGAAAGAACGUUUUAUUAUGGUGUGUAUUAGAGCAUUUAACAAAGAAGCUUAUUUUUUGUUUUAGAAGAGAAUUCACUCACUGAUGAUGUGGUUGUUAUUUUUAUUUGGUUGGGUGUUGGUGCAGAGUUUAACCCUGUUUCUAACAGAAUAGAUUCCUUCUAUAAUUUCAGGUACAUUCAGUCAGUCUCAGAGCAGACGAGAGAGAGAGAGAGAGA
This is a messenger RNA of Sander lucioperca (pikeperch), 6835 nucleotides long. Its product is annotated as solute carrier family 45 member 4. The record is from RefSeq and is a predicted model, not a curated record. Bases 1193 to 3844 code for a protein of 883 amino acids. NCBI's taxonomy places the organism in Eukaryota, Metazoa, Chordata, Actinopteri, Perciformes, Percidae. Gene Ontology annotation, cellular component: membrane. Gene Ontology annotation, biological process: transmembrane transport. The transcript has 16 exons. Gene Ontology annotation, molecular function: sucrose:proton symporter activity.